This is a messenger RNA of Syngnathus typhle (broad-nosed pipefish), 3046 nucleotides long. Its product is annotated as glutaminase kidney isoform, mitochondrial-like. Gene Ontology annotation, molecular function: protein binding; glutaminase activity. NCBI's taxonomy places the organism in Eukaryota, Metazoa, Chordata, Actinopteri, Syngnathiformes, Syngnathidae. Bases 144 to 1967 code for a protein of 607 amino acids. The record is from RefSeq and is a predicted model, not a curated record. Gene Ontology annotation, biological process: L-glutamine catabolic process. The transcript is spliced from 18 exons.
CGCCGUCCAGUCGCGGACAAUCCUCCCUCAGCCCGUUACUCGCUUACUCCAUUACUCCUCGGUGUUAUUCCUGCCAACGCGCUCAUUCAUUUGUUUGCUGGAUUCGCUCUCUUUUUGCUUUUCGCUUUAUCGAAGGGGUUGAAAUGUUCCACUUCCGGCCAACGGCAGUGCUUAAGGAGAUCAUUCAGAGGCAUCUGAAGCGACAUUUGGCAGGCGGAGUCCACGCUCUACCUGCGGCCGGCUACCGGAGCCGCUCGCCGGUCACGGCCGCGGCGACGCACCAGCAUGCCGCCAGAAGGUUUUGUUCCAAAGCAGAUGGACACAAUGAGGGAAACAAAGAUUCUGCUACAGAACAGAGAAGGAAGGCAGGUAUUCUACCCAGCCUAGAGGACUUGCUCUUCUACACCAUAGCUGAAGGCCAAGAGAAGAUUCCAGCACACAAAUUUACCACAGCUCUCAAAGCCACGGGGCUUCGCACAGGAGACCCCCGGCUGAAAGAAUGUAUGGAGAUGCUGAAGGUAACCAUGAAAACAACCUCAGAUGGAGCCCUGGAUAAACACCUCUUCAAGAAAUGUGUGCAGAGCAACAUUGUGCUGCUCACUCAAGCCUUUCGGAAGAAAUUCGUCAUUCCCGACUUCCAACCGUUUUGCCGCCACAUGAACGAACUGUACGACAAAGCAAAGAACAUGUCAGGAGGGCAGGUGGCCGACUACAUUCCCCAGCUUGCGCGCUUCAGCCCGGACUUGUGGGCCGUCUCCUUGUGCACCGUCGACGGUCAAAGGCACACGGUGGGAGACACCAAGGUGCCCUUUUGCCUGCAGUCUUGCGUCAAGCCGCUGAAAUACGCCAUCGCCGUCCACGACCACGGCACCGACUACGUGCACCGCUUCAUCGGCAAAGAGCCCAGCGGCCUGCGUUUCAACAAGCUCUUCUUGAACGAGGACGACAAACCUCACAACCCCAUGGUGAACGCCGGCGCCAUCGUCUGUACUUCUCUCAUCAAGCAAGGAGCCAGCAAUGCUGAGAAGUUUGACUACGUCAUGAACUUCAUGAACAAACUGGCAGGAAACGAGUAUGUCGGUUUCAGCAACGCCACGUUCCAGUCUGAGCGGGAGUCCGGAGACAGGAACUUUGCUAUCGGCUACUAUCUAAAGGAAAAGAAGUGUUUUCCCGAAGGAACGGACAUGACAUCCAUCUUGGACUUCUACUUCCAGUUGUGCUCCAUUGAGGUGACCUGUGAGAGUGCCAGCGUAAUGGCGGCAACCCUGGCCAACGGCGGCUUCUGUCCCAUCACAGGAGAGCGCGUGCUGAGCCCCGAGGCCGUGCGCGACACCCUCAGCCUGAUGCACUCGUGUGGGAUGUACGAUUUCUCCGGACAGUUUGCUUUCCACGUGGGCCUCCCGGCGAAAUCGGGCGUGGCCGGCGGUAUCCUACUUGUGGUUCCAAACGUCAUGGGCGUCAUGUGCUGGUCUCCGCCUCUCGACAAGCUCGGCAACAGUGUCCGAGGCAUUCAGUUCUGCACGGACCUGGUUUCUCUCUGCAACUUUCACAACUAUGAUAAUCUGAGACACUUUGCAAAGAAACUGGAUCCUCGCAGGGAGGGAGGCGAUCAGAGGGUGAAGUCUGUGAUCAAUCUGUUGUUUGCUGCCUAUACCGGAGACGUGUCUGCCCUGAGGAGGUUCGCCUUGUCGUCCAUGGACAUGGAGCAGAGGGACUACGACUCCAGGACGGCUCUGCACGUGGCUGCGGCCGAAGGCCACGGCGAGGUGGUUCGCUUUUUGCUCGAGGCUUGCAAGGUCAACCCGGUCCCCAAAGACAGGUGGGGCAAUACGCCGAUGGACGAGGCGGUUCACUUCGGCCACCAUGAUGUGGUCACCAUCCUGCGUGAUUAUCACAAUCAAUACAGUCCUCCGGAGAGCCCAGCGACAACGGAGAAGGCAGAGAAGAACCUCGAUAGCUUGCUGUGAACCCUCUAGAGGGCGCAUCACCGCUCCGAAGUGGCUUGCACAUAAUACGGUGAUAAAAACUAUAAAUUUACAGUAUAUUAAAUUUGUGAUUACAGCAAACCUAAGCAGAAGCUCUUGAUCAUGUUGUUGUUAGCUGGUGUUGUUGUACUUUCACUUCAGUGUAUCUUGGAGUCGUUUUAGGUGGAAGUGCUACUGUAAUAUUCCACCAGAUUUACUUUUGUAGUCUCCUGCAGGAUGUUACCAGCCGCAAACUGAAUGCUGGCUUCAUUUAGUGGCAGCUGGUAUGCUAUUUUGUUUUCGACAGUUGGUGUAGACAAAACCUCUGCAUUUUCAACAUCGUCAUAUGGUGGAAUGUAUCGUCUCCUGACACACAGUGUGUGUGUAUGUGUGUGCGUGUUGGUAUUUAUAUUUAUUUGCGUGUGUUUAAAAUUGACCAAUUACGGCUCACCAUGUAGCACCAUGGUAGAUUAAGCCUUGACCAAGAUAUCAUUCCCAAAUAUUAGGAGUGUAAAAUGUAGUUGCCGUUUACAACCUCCAAAAUAUGUUUUCUUGGUAUAAAGAUGUCAACAUUGAGCCAAAGUUCAGGAAUUUGUUGGGACAGUUUAACUAAUCCAAAGUGGAGCUUUUGACCCAUUCGCUUGAAAUGAAGUUUUAUGUUGGCGCUGUUGGAUGUUUUUGUUUUGUUUGAUGCUGCACAAAGCGCUAGUAAGUAUCACAUUUGUCCGUCUGAAGGAAUGCCCACUAGUUUAUCUUGAAGAAAUUACAGACCGACAAUGAUGGCCGGCUGCCCAGGCCGCUAACAAUGGACGGACCAGCAAGCUUUUGUUAAUUGCUCACCUAAAUUUGCUAAUGCCCAUGACUCAGGAAGGUGUUGGCCAUAUUUGAGGAGCUUAAUUAAAAAAAAAAGACACGUCUGUGUUUUGGAUGUUUCUAAACAAUGCUGCAAACAAUGUAGAAGCACAAUAAAAUUUAGCAGACAAGAAAGUUAAACUGAUUUUCACAGUUGUUUGUCGUUGCUGCUGUGACUGAAUGUUUUGGUUUCCGAAAACAAUCCAACAGAUUAAAUAUAUACACUUUGA